AUGUCCAGCCACACACUCACAGCCUUCUGCUACUCUACGGAGCAGCACCGCUUCACCCAAAAGACAACCGAGAGAGUUCUGGGCCAUCGCGAGGUCGUCGUGAAAACAACACACUCAGGGCUAUGCUACACCGAUGUGCACGCAAAAGAAAAGGGUUGUGGAUUGGGUCACGAGGGCGUUGGGCAUGUUCAGGAGCUUGGGUCUGCCGUGACAAGCCUUAAGGUCGGCGAUCGAGUUGGUUGGGGAUGGCUGCACAGCUCAUGUGGUCAUUGCACAACUUGUCUGUCCGGCUACCGACAGUAUUGCUCUGAGGCACGCGGCUUCGCGUUUUCCGACCUGGGCCAGGGCGCCUUUGGCGAUUACCGGAUCAUCGAUGCCGAGUUUGUCUACAAGAUUCCAGACGCUAUCACGUCAAUAGACGCUGGGCCCUUCAUGUGUGCUGGUGCGUCAGUGUAUGAGGCUCUGGACGCUGCGUCCACGAAGCCUAGCGACAGGGUCGGUGUAGUCGGUAUCGGCGGCUUGGGACAUAUGGCCAUCCUCUUCGCUCGUGCAAUGGGCUGUGGAGUGACAGCGUUGUUUGCUUCUAAACGGCAGCCACCGGUACAGAAGAUCCAGGACGCUUUCAGACUUGGCGCUGACGAGGUACGAUGUAUCUCAGAAGGACACGAGAAGAUAUUCGCCCCAGAUGGGAGAGAAGUGGCUGGUGGUGUUUCCGAGGGAACGAGUCCAAUCGAUAUACUGCUCGUCACUUCGAACGGUCUUCCGGAUUGGGACAAAGUAUUGCCAUUACUAAACAGAAUGGCUAAGAUCGUCCUCAUGUCCAUUCAGAUGGAGCCUCUCAGUAUUCCAUACAUGCCUUUCAUCCUGCCUGGACACCAGAUUAUUUCGUCGACCGAAGCAUCAAAGAGAAACCAUCAAGAAAUGUUAUCGUUCGCAGCUCGCAACCAGAUCAGACCUUGGGUAGAAGUGUUCCCCAUGAAUGAGACGGGUCUAAAAGAAGCCUUUGACCGCCUUGAGACCGAGGUCGAUGAUCGUUCAGCUUCCCCCCAUGGCGCCUCACACCGAGGCGCCUUCAUCUAUUGUCGCGAGUUGGGGAGGACUGUGACCCUUGGGUCAGCCAAGAAGCUGGGCGCAAUCAACAAGCUGUUCCUUUGGCUUCGGGACCCUCUUAUGAAUCUGUGGUGA
Molecule: messenger RNA, 1185 nt
Organism: Diaporthe amygdali
Lineage: Eukaryota; Fungi; Ascomycota; Sordariomycetes; Diaporthales; Diaporthaceae
Exons: 3
Coding region: 1-1185 (394 amino acids)
Biological process (GO): alcohol metabolic process
Molecular function (GO): alcohol dehydrogenase (NADP+) activity; zinc ion binding
Source: RefSeq, a predicted model, not a curated record